GCUCUAGCCAAUCAGCUCGUUCUCGUAGUAAGCUAGCGCGAGGCUGCGAGUCAAGCUUUUAGUUGUGAGCGGCGUGCGCAGGAUUCACACCAGGCGAACAAUACAGAUUCAGAAUGGCUAAAGGUGACCCCAAGAAGCCUAAAGGCAAGAUGUCUGCUUAUGCCUACUUUGUGCAGACGUGUCGUGAGGAACACAAAAAGAAAAAUCCUGAAAUCCCUGUGAACUUUGCAGAGUUUUCAAAGAAAUGUUCUGAAAGAUGGAAGACUAUGUCCGCAAAAGAGAAGUCUAAGUUUGACGAUAUGGCAAAGUUAGACAAAGUGAGAUAUGACCGAGAAAUGAAAGAUUUUGGACCAGUUAAGGGAGGCAAGAAGAAGAAGGAUCCAAAUGCCCCAAAGAGGCCACCCUCUGGAUUUUUCCUGUUCUGCUCAGAAUUCCGUCCCAAAAUCAAAUCCACAAAUCCUGGCAUCUCCAUCGGUGAUAUUGCAAAAAAACUAGGUGAGAUGUGGAACAACCUGAGUGAUGGUGAGAAGCAACCCUACAACAUCAAGGCCGGCAAGCUGAAAGAGAAAUAUGAAAAGGAUGUUGCCGAUUACAAAUCCAAAGGAAAAGUUGACAGCCCUAAGUGUGCUCCUAAGUUGCCCAGAAAAAAAAUAGAGGACGAUGACGAUGAUGAAGAUGAUGAUGACGAGGAGGAGGAAGAUGAUGACGAAGAUGAUGAUGAAUGAAGUUGUACAAUUGUGAAUCUUAGAGUAGGGGAACCACCUUCGGCUGCCAUCUUAUGAUGGUCACCUGCCGUUUAUUUAGGUUUAAUUGCAAAAAUUGGGUUCUGAUAUCAUAGUUUCAAAAAACGAUGCUCUUGGAGUUGUAACUGGUUUACAUUACAUAGCUGUGUGUGUAAAACGAGCAAUCUGAAACUGUAUCAAAGCUGUACAUAUUUCAAAUCGUUUUUAAAAACGGGCGCUCUAGUGUUCUCCUCACUCUGCACUUUGCUGUUGGUGUAUCAAAGCGUUUAAAAAUGUUUCAGGCAUUUUUUUUUUCCUUUUUAAUUUAAGAUGUUACUAAAUGGUUAUUUAGCAAAUCCUGGGUUAUAAACUGUACAUAUCUGUAAACUAGACAAAUUCUUAUGGUGCAUAUUUUCGGAGCUGAUAUUACCUCAGGGUUUAAGAACAUCCCUGGCAAAAAAAAAAAUCCUUUUUGGAUUGGUCAUUUUGGCCCAAAGCAAUGCACAUCAAGACUUACACUACAUCGGGCGUCAAUUUAGCUUAAAAGUUGUCUUUCUGUAUAUAGUGAAAUAGAUUUCUGCUGUUAGUCGUUGAAAGGAGUUCAGCUGGCAUGAGAAAUGUAUGGGUUUAUUAUAUAAUUUUAUUUUUUUU
Rana temporaria (common frog) is the source of this 1373-nucleotide messenger RNA. RefSeq names its product high mobility group box 3 (gene HMGB3). Gene Ontology annotation, molecular function: DNA binding, bending. The transcript is spliced from 5 exons. Gene Ontology annotation, cellular component: nucleus. The record is from RefSeq and is a predicted model, not a curated record. NCBI's taxonomy places the organism in Eukaryota, Metazoa, Chordata, Amphibia, Anura, Ranidae. Gene Ontology annotation, biological process: regulation of transcription by RNA polymerase II. The coding region runs from base 114 to 725 and encodes 203 amino acids.